Molecule: messenger RNA, 2948 nt
Organism: Scatophagus argus
Lineage: Eukaryota; Metazoa; Chordata; Actinopteri; Scatophagidae
Gene: kctd16b
Product: potassium channel tetramerization domain containing 16b
Exons: 2
Coding region: 450-1748 (432 amino acids)
Biological process (GO): regulation of G protein-coupled receptor signaling pathway; protein homooligomerization
Cellular component (GO): presynaptic membrane; postsynaptic membrane
Molecular function (GO): protein binding
Source: RefSeq, a predicted model, not a curated record
UUCUUGCAGCCUCGAACCACCCCCCACCCCCACCCUUCACCAUGUAAUAUUCUUACAUUAUCCACUGAUGCAAGCCUUUCAUGCGCCCGGAUACAUUUCUCCUCUCUUGCAGCGCCGACUCCUUUCUCCUUUCAAUUUAACAUUCACAGAGGGACGCCCUCGGACUGCCACCCCCCACCAUCACCACCAUCACCACCACCACUACCACCCCACCCGUCCGACAACUGCUAAAAAGACUGGUAGGUGACAAUAGUCAUGGAUCGGUGAAAAACGCUUAUUCAGACGGUUCUCAGAUGAAGUUGGAGGCCCUGUGUCAGCACAGAAUAAUCGAUCAUAUAGUUUGCCAACUUUUGACUCUGAUCCAUCGUUGUAGAUUUUUUUUUUCCUUUCCUUUCUUUUCUGAGACUCGCUGUAGAAAGAGGUGUGUGUAGCCCGUGUUGUAGCUGUUCAUGACGGAAACAAUGGCGCUGAGUGGAAACUGUAGGACUAACCCCAAAGAGCAAGCUUCAGUUCAGAACAGUUUCCCAGAUGUUGUCGAGUUAAACGUGGGUGGGCAGGUUUAUUACACCCGUCACUCAACUUUGGUGAGCACCCCGAGUUCGUUACUCGGUAAGCUUUUCUCUUCCAAAAAAGACGCAUCUAAUGACUUGGCGAGAGACCCCAAAGGCCGAUACUUCAUCGACAGGGACGGGUUUUUAUUCCGCUAUGUGUUGGACUACCUCCGAGACAAGCAAGUCGUCCUCCCAGACCACUUCCCCGAGAAAGGGAGGCUCAGGAAAGAGGCGGAGUACUUCCAGCUGCCCGACUUAGUGAAGCUCCUGACCCCUGACGAUCUCAAGCACAGCCCUGACGACUUCUUUCACAGCGACUAUGAAGACGGUUCCCAGGGCAGCGACCACCGUCAGUGUCCGCCGCCCUCCCUGGUCCCCGCGGACAGGAAGAGCGGCUUCAUCACGGUGGGGUACCGGGGGUCGUGCACCAUGGGCCGGGAGAGUCAGACAGAUGCCAAGUUCAGGAGGGUACCUCGGAUACUGAUAUGCGGACGGGUAGCCCUCGCCAAAGAAGUUUUUGGGGAGACCCUGAACGAGAGCCGGGAUCCAGACCGAACCCCGGAUCGGUACACCUCUCGGUUUUACCUCAAGUUCAAGCACCUGGAGAGGGCUUUUGACAUGCUGUCGGAGUGUGGUUUCCAAAUGGUGGCCUGCAAUUCGUCGGUUACAGCCUCGUUUGUCAACCAGCACACAGAGGACAAGAUCUGGUCCAGCUACACAGAAUACGUCUUCUACCGUGGUCCGUCACGUUGGUCCUCCCCUCCAUGUGACUGCUGCUGCAAGAACCACAAAGGCGACGGUGAGGGUGAGAGCGGCACCUCCUUCAACGAGCUUUCCACCUCCAGCUCUGAGAGCCAAUCAGAAGCUAGCUCUCCCCAAGGAACGGUCAUCUGUGGGCCGGUCAGCCGCCAGUCACACCCCCAUGCAAACGUCCAAACCCUGGACAGGUCUAUGAAAAAGGGCCCCAUCGCUAUGCUCCAGCAGUCCGAACAACGGCGGAAGAGCGACUUGCUGCGUACGCUUACAGCAAGUUCCCGUGACACCAGCUGUAAGAAGAGGCCAGUGAAAGAGAAGAUGACAGUCGAAGAAGAGCUGGAAAAGUGCAUUCAAGACUUCCGAAAGAUCAAGAUCCCAGAGAGGUUUCCAGAGAGGAAGUACAUGUGGCAGAGUGACCUGCUGAGAAAGUAUCGCCUCUGAGCCAGGAAACAGUACUGAGGGAGCAGAUACAUGAGGCCAAGGAUCAGUUUACAUGUUUUUUGAUCUUGACUUCUGCAACAAAAGGGAGAUAACACUAAACUCAUUUGAAUCCAAUUUCUGGGGGAAACUUCAUCUUUAUGCCAGAAGGUUGAAAGUCUACACAAGAGCUAGUGAAAAGCAUAAAAUCAGACUGUUCUCUUGUUGACAUAUGUAGUAUGUAUGUGUGUAUGUAGUUUAGGCCUACUGUAUGUACUGUAAGUAUGUGCUGUACCUUGCUGAAUGCUUUGGAGCUUUGAAUAAUUUAUCCCUGAGGACCAAUCCAGGUGGAUGAAAGACAUCCUCUCUGAACCCAUCAACCAACCCAAGACUGGCUAAUGGCUUCACUGGGGGGUUACUGAGGGUUACUGGACUGCACACACUGUCAUCAUUUCACUGAAAAACCACAAAGACGAACACUGAUUUAGUAUGUGAAUGUGUGUGUUUGUGUGUGUGUAUUCACUCCCAGGUGGCCUAGAGGUCACAGAUAAAUCUGCAUCAGGACCCAUUAAUAAUUCAUGCUGUCCCGACAGUGCUCUCACUAUAAAUACACCCAGAGCUCUCUGCUGCCAGGACGGCACAAACAGCUCGAUUGAUUACUUAACUUUUAGGGAAUAUUUGGAGACUUGUAGGGCAGGAGGAGGUACAGUUUCAUCAACACCACAAUUAAUUUUCUUCCUGUAAUAUCAGUUAUAUUGCAAACCUACCCAAGUGAGUCUAACUGCCCUGCAUUGCAUUGAUUUUUGCAGAGCAAUACCCAGGUUACGGUGUGAAGGAUAUUUGAUUUGGUGGUCAAACCAUGGGGAAAUACAGAAUUUCAAUAAAGAAAAGUCCUGAUUUAACAAACCUGUGCACAAACACUUAUAAUAGGCAUUUUUCCCAAUUACUCUACAAAAUUAACAGAACACCUGGUACACGUGCAAACACACAGAGCAAUCAAUUGUGAGGUCACUUAAACUGUGCUCAAUAAGAUACCUACAGUAAAUACAGACAGAAUGGGACAGGAUGGCUACACAGGCUAAUCCCGUCAACACAUAGACAAAUGUUUCUACCCAGACUGUUGACACGGUAGUCAAUAAUUAUUGAUGAUAGAGUGUGGUGAUAGAGCUGAUAGAUGUGGUUCUUGUUUACAGUUAUUAAUGAAGCCCCUGGCUUACUGACAAA